AUUUGUGUCCCUUGCAAUUUUGUGGCAUUUGUGUUCAAGUUCAUUAUGUUAUGAGAAAAUUUAAAUUGAUGAAUUGGUGAUGGUAGCACCAUACCAAUCACGGUGAGGCUGUGAGCUAUAGAAAAACAGAGAAUUUAAGAGAAAAUGAAUGGCCUGAUGGCUCUUUGCUUUAAAGGACCUUAUAAGUGGAGGGUGUGCCAAUUGCGUGAGGUUGAUUACCAGUAUGCCGCGUGCCAGCCUGCUAUUAGGGUUGUUUGUGCUAAAAUGAGAUGGUGGGGAGGUGCUUGUCCCUUGUUCCAUCUCGAGGUCCGAUCCUAGAAUGGUCUCCUGCUUGAUAAUUGAUUCAACCUAACAUUAUGGCAAACCGAGGUACUGUGUUACUAAUAAUAGCAAGAUAUGAUCAUGUCUUGAUGAUGAUUCUAGAAUUCUACACUGAAAUCCUAAAUUAUACUGCCAUAAAAUUUGUCAAACUUUGUUUAUGUGUUUGUUUAGGAUCUAAAGCAGACAUUCAUUUUCUCUUUUCCCCUUGCUUAGUAGGAGACACUGGUGAUCAGUCAAAGACAACCUAGGUGUUAUGUUCAAGCUUAGAAUGAUUAAGAAAUAUUUGGUGCUCCUGUGGACCACUUCCACUUUUCUGAGAGUCAUCAGAUUAUGAAGUGCGAUUAGCAUUUCUAGGUUCUUAAGGCCUAUCAUAUUCUUGUUGACAAGGGGAAAGAUUAAGGGCACCUGUUACACCUGAACCAUGUUGCUUUCUAUAAAUCUUGUUAUUUCUU
Molecule: messenger RNA, 773 nt
Organism: Rubroshorea leprosula
Lineage: Eukaryota; Viridiplantae; Streptophyta; Magnoliopsida; Malvales; Dipterocarpaceae
Source: the annotation of a GenBank genome assembly